AUGAGCGACAUAGUGGAGAAGACGUUGACGGCGCUGCCGGGGCUCUUCCUGCAGAACCAGCUGGGUGGUGGCGCCGCGGCGGCCAAGACCUCCUUCUCUUCGCGGCUGGGUAGCCUCGUCCGCGGCAUCACUGCCCUCACCUCCAAGCACGAGGAAGAGAAAUUAAUCCAGCAGGAACUGAGUAGUCUGAAAGCAGCUGUUUCUGCACCUACAACAACACUGAAAAUGAUGAAGGAAUGUAUGGUAAGACUUGUAUAUUGUGAAAUGCUUGGAUAUGAUGCUUCCUUUGGCUAUAUACAUGCUAUCAAGUUGGCACAACAAGGAAACCUCUUUGAAAAGAGAGUAGGUUAUUUGGCAGUUUCUUUAUUCCUGCAUGAAAAUCAUGAACUGUUGCUUCUCCUUGUGAAUACAGUUGUAAAGGAUUUACAGAGUACUAAUUUGGUAGAAGUAUGUAUGGCGCUUACUAUCGUCAGCCAGAUCUUUCCUCGAGAAAUGAUUCCAGCUGUUCUUCCAUUAAUAGAAGAGAAACUGCAACAUUCUAAGGAAAUCAUACGAAGAAAAGCUGUUCUGGCAUUAUACAAAUUCCAUCUCAUUGCUCCAAAUCAAGUACAACAUAUUCAUAUUAAAUUUCGGAAAGCGCUCUGUGACAGAGACGUUGGAGUCAUGGCUGCCUCCUUGCACAUAUACCUGAGGAUGAUCAAGGAGAAUCCAUCUGGCUAUAAAGACUUGACGGGGAGUUUUGUAACAAUUUUGAAGCAAGUAGUUGGAGGAAAGCUCCCAGUAGAUUUCAAUUACCACAGUGUGCCAGCACCAUGGUUACAAAUUCAGCUCUUGAGAAUACUCGGACUUCUAGGAAAAGAUGAUCAGAGGACAAGUGAAUUAAUGUAUGAUGUUCUUGAUGAAUCCUUAAGAAGAGCCGAGUUAAAUCACAAUGUCACAUAUGCUAUUCUAUUUGAAUGUGUCCAUACAGUCUAUUCUAUUUAUCCUAAAUCGGAAUUACUUGAGAAGGCUGCUAAGUGCAUUGGAAAAUUUGUCCUAUCCCCUAAAAUAAAUCUCAAAUAUUUAGGACUCAAGGCUCUUACCUACGUUAUCCAACAGGAUCCUAGUCUGGCCCUUCAACAUCAGAUGACAAUAAUUGAAUGUUUAGACCAUCCUGAUCCCAUUAUUAAAAGAGAGACUCUGGAACUUCUUUACAGAAUUACUAAUGCACAAAAUAUAACUGUUAUUGUCCAGAAGAUGCUUGAAUAUUUGCAUCAGAGCAAGGAAGAAUAUAUCAUCGUGAAUUUGGUUGGCAAAAUUGCGGAGCUGGCUGAGAAAUAUGCCCCUGGUAAUGCCUGGUUUAUUCAGACAAUGAAUGCUGUAUUUUCAGUGGGAGGAGAUGUAAUGCAUCCUGAUAUUCCUAGUAACUUCCUGAGACUGCUAGCAGAAGGUUUUGAUGAUGAAACAGAAGAUCAACAAUUAAGACUUUAUGCAGUUCAGUCUUACCUCACUUUACUAGAUGUGGAAAAUGUGUUCUAUCCACAGAAAUUUCUUCAAGUUAUGAGUUGGGUAUUGGGGGAAUAUUCCUACCUUUUGGGUAAAGAAACACCUGAGGAGAUUAUUGCCAAGCUUUAUAAGUUACUUAUGAAUAGCUCCGUUUCUUCGGAAACAAAAGCUUGGUUAAUUGCUGCUGUGACCAAGUUGACACCCCAAGCACAUUCAUCUGACAAAGUUGAGAAGUUAAUCCAAGAAUUUACCAUAUCUUUGGAUACAUGUUUGAGACAACAUGCAUUUGAAUUAAAACAUUUGCAUGAGAAUGUAGAACUUAUGAAGAGUGUGUUUCCAGUUGAUAAGAGUUGUGAAGACAUUAUGGUAGAUGCUUCGUUAUCUUUUCUGGAUGGUUUUGUGGCCGAAGGACUCAGUCAAGGGGCUGCACCUUACAAACCUCAUCACCAACGCCAGGAGGAAAAGCUUUCUCAGGAAAAGGUUCUCAAUUUUGAACCAUAUGGAAUCUCCUUUUCUUCAUCUGGUUUCACUGGACGACAGUCUCCUGCUGGCAUUUCUCUUGGUUCAGAUAUAUCUGGAAAUAGUGCUGAGACUGGUCUGAAAGAGACAAACAGCUUGAAGCUGGAUGGUGUCAAGAAAUUGUGGGGGAAAGAGGGCUAUCUUCCUAAGAAGGAAAAUGCCAUGGGUGAUGAAGCUGAAGCUCAGUCUAUUCCUCAAGAAAGUGUAAUGGAGAAUGUGGAUCAUACUGGAACAAAAAAGGAUCAACCGCAAGCACUUACACAGCAAUCCAAAGAGGAGAAAGAAAAGCAGCUACUAGCAUCAUCAUUAUUUGUUGGACUAGGAUCAGAAAGUACAAUCAGUUUGCUGGGAAAAGCAGAUACUGCCUCUCACAAAUUCAGAAGGAAAUCUAAAAUCAAAGAAGUAAAAAGUAGAGAAGCAACCAGUGCUCAUAAUAUGAUCAGCUCAUCCUUUAGUUCUUUGUCAAAUGCGUCUUAUGAAGAAGAUUAUUAUCUGGAUACUUUGCAGGAUAGAGGAGACAAAGAAUUAAAGACAUUUUCCCUUAAUUCAGAACUUUUGGAUUCUGAGUCAUUCACAGAACUGCACAUGGUUGAGAAACUCUCACAUUGCAACCUGUCUGCGCCUUCUUUGUUUGCUGACAACAGCUUGGAGGUAUUUCACCCGUCUCCAUCUACUGCAGCUUCAGUUGCCAAUGAAAUCUCUUUAGCUUCUUCUUUGUUGGAAGAACCUACGGAACACAUGCAUUCAGAUCCUGUGGAAGUCUGUAGUAAUGAAACCGUAUCAGUGUCUUCUUACAAAAUUUGGAAAGAUGAUUGUUUAUUGAUGGUCUGGUCACUUGCUAUAAAGAGUGGUUCAGAGUUGAAAAGUGCUAACAUAGAAAUUGCUCCUGCAGAAAAUUUCAAGAUCACUGACCAACUUGAAUGCUGUUUACCAAUAAAAGAAGAUGAAAGUACAAAAAAUUUUCAACAUAGUGUGCAAAUGGAAAAACCUAUUACAGAAGGAACUCUUUCUGGUUUUGUAAAUUAUCAAAUGGUGAAUAGUCAUUCUGUUCAGCUGGAGUUUUCAGUAACCUUAUCACUAUUAGAUUUUAUUAGACCUUUACAAAUCUCUACUGAAGACUUUGGCAAGCUUUGGCUAUCCUUUGCAAAUGAUGUGAAGCAAAAUGUAAAAGUGUCAGAAUCUCAAGCUGCUUUGCCUUCUGCCCUCAAGACCCUGCAGCAGAAACUCCGACUUCACAUUGUCGACAUUAUAGGCAGUGAAGGGCUGUUGGCCUGUAGGCUGCUCCCAUCCGUCCCCUGCCUGCUGCAUUUCCGAGUUCACGCCGACGUGUUAGCCCUGUGGUUCAGAUCCUCCUGCUCUGCUCUUCCCGACUAUUUACUCUAUCAGUGUCAAAAAGUGAUGGAGGGUUCCUAG
Elephantulus edwardii (Cape elephant shrew) is the source of this 3417-nucleotide messenger RNA. RefSeq names its product adaptor-related protein complex 4, epsilon 1 subunit (gene AP4E1). The transcript is spliced from 21 exons. The record is from RefSeq and is a predicted model, not a curated record. The coding region runs from base 1 to 3417 and encodes 1138 amino acids. Gene Ontology annotation, molecular function: cargo adaptor activity. Gene Ontology annotation, biological process: intracellular protein transport; receptor-mediated endocytosis. Lineage: Eukaryota; Metazoa; Chordata; Mammalia; Macroscelidea; Macroscelididae. Gene Ontology annotation, cellular component: AP-4 adaptor complex; membrane coat.